This is a messenger RNA of Phyllopteryx taeniolatus (common seadragon), 940 nucleotides long. Its product is annotated as ubiquinol-cytochrome-c reductase complex assembly factor 6. Bases 331 to 552 code for a protein of 73 amino acids. Gene Ontology annotation, cellular component: mitochondrion. NCBI's taxonomy places the organism in Eukaryota, Metazoa, Chordata, Actinopteri, Syngnathiformes, Syngnathidae. The transcript has 3 exons. The record is from RefSeq and is a predicted model, not a curated record. Gene Ontology annotation, biological process: mitochondrial respiratory chain complex III assembly.
AGUUCCGUAGUGUGACCUCUUCGCCGAAGAAGAAGUCAACCAAAGAGGUCAAAUUUGGGUUCACCUCUGCGUAGGAAACGGUUUGCCCAAUUUAGCCUGGCGAGCGAAUAUGAAAGACUAACGUUUAAAAACUCGUUCGCAGUAUUUUAAAAUUCAAACAGAGUGGGUCGUCUGGGUGACGAUUUACUGGCUACAUAAUGUGACCUGUUCGUGUCCCAAAUGACCGGUGCUUGGGAAUUAGUUUUAAACGAUGUGUUUACGUGUGUAUUGGUGGAAUAAUCCGACAAGUCUCCAGGUGUAUAUGUUGUUCCACGCUGAAGUUUUGCAAAAAUGCCUGCUGGGGUGUCGUGGACUCGCUACCUGAGGAUGUACGGAGCCAGCAUAUUAGCUAUGUUUGCAGGGGCACAGGCGGUCCACCAGUACUACUUACCUGAUCUGAGUAUACCAGAGGUCCCUCCAAACCCUGGCGAGCUUCAGACAGAAUUAUUUGGCUUCAAACUCGGAGAAGCAGCCGCACAGCAGCAGACGGAAGCAAAACCAAAGCUGGACUAAUAUGGAAAUCAUAUAUCUUGGAAAUAUCCUCAGCUCAGUGGACUCUCAUGGCAUAUAGAAGUCAUUGGCUGCAACAUGCUCUGAGGAAAACAACACAGUUGGGACAUCAAAUUGACUUUUCAGUGUUUGGUGUUUGUUUUCAAUGGAACAAAGCAUGUCAAAAUGUCAGAAACAGCCUACAAGAACAGCUGAACUUGGUAUUAAUCAGAGGCACUUUAAAUGGGGGCAGGUGUGUUUGACUCCCAUUUCACAUGAGUAUGAACGUGAUUUGUUAAUUUUGAGGACAGACACAUCACCUUGCUGAUUUUUAAAUGUGUAAUUACUUUGCCUAUCUUUACCUACACGAAUGGAUUGGUUUUAGGGUGUCAAAUAAAGGUGUGGAAUGUCA